Molecule: messenger RNA, 4245 nt
Organism: Styela clava
Lineage: Eukaryota; Metazoa; Chordata; Ascidiacea; Stolidobranchia; Styelidae
Product: two pore channel protein 2-like
Biological process (GO): endocytosis involved in viral entry into host cell; calcium-mediated signaling; transmembrane transport
Cellular component (GO): lysosomal membrane
Molecular function (GO): voltage-gated channel activity; ligand-gated sodium channel activity; intracellularly phosphatidylinositol-3,5-bisphosphate-gated monatomic cation channel activity
Source: RefSeq, a predicted model, not a curated record
AAGCAAUUGUAUUCUAGGUUUUAACUUAUUUAAGCCAAAGAUGGUUUUCAAUUUCAUAAUGCUGUAAUGUAAAGAAACGUGUUGUUUUACUGCAAAAUUGUUUAAUGAAGUUGAACACAAUGUCGACAUCUGCCAAAAUUGUAAAUGGUAGAACUUCAUCAAGUAUGCCAUUACUAAGUGCAGAAGAAUCAAAUGUUGACAAUCAGAAUCUCGAAGGAUCUUCUAGUGUGAGUGGAAGCUCAUUGAAUAGUGAUAAUAAUUCAGCUGGAGAAGAUGCUUCCAGAAGUAGUCAAAGAACUGAAACUGAAAACAAUGAAAAAGAUCUUUCAAUUUUACAAGGAGUUGUUUUACUUGAAGAUGCAAUUUAUUAUCGGAGUAUUCAUCACAGGAUGGACGCCUUUUCGAUUCGUUUGUAUCGCUGGUACCAUUCGUCUCCGGUGAAAUGGUCAAUUUAUGCUGUUAUAUUUUUUCUUCUUUUUCUUGCAUUUUUGGAAGAACCCUCUUCACUAGUUUGGUCAACUGAUCCUCGACAGCAACUCACAAGAUACACAUUUCCUGCUGGAUUAUUGGAAGGAGUUGAGUUUGCUUGUUUGUUAAUGUUGCUGACAUCAACGAUUAUACAAUCUUAUCUUGCUGCAGAUAUGCAAAACAAACGAGACUUCCCAAAGAAGCAGCCAUGGUUAACAGGGAGUUUCAUUGUGGUGUUUUUGGCGCUUACAGAUAUCAUUAUAUCACUGGCUCUCGGAAAUAAUGUUUAUAGAUGGAGAUUUCGACGACUUUUACGUCCAUAUUUCUUGGCAGGAAGUUCAACAAUGUUAAAAAAAACACUGAAAUGCAUACGAAACACAUUGCCUGAAAUAGCAUCUGUUUUAACUUUGUUACUUUUACAUGUUUACUUUUUUAUGAUGCUGGGAAUGUUGUGCUUCCCAAGGGGGGGUCACAGAAGUGUUGGGAAUGAGACACACAGUGAAUUAAACAAUACAGAAUGGAGGGAGUAUUUUAGAUCGAUCGAUACUGCAUUCAUGUCAUUACUUGUGUUGUUAACAACAGCCAACAACCCAGAUGUUAUGAUGCCGUCUUAUUCAGAUAACAGGCUUUAUGCAAUUUAUUUUAUUGUGUUCUCUCUUAUUGGAACAUAUCUCAUUUUCAAUCUUCUUACUGCUGUUGUUUAUAACCAAUUCCGUGGGUAUUUUCAGAACUCGAUGCAGUCAAGUCACUCAAGGCGCUGUGUUGCAUUUUCUGCUGCUUAUGUGGUGUUAUCAGACAGUGAACUUCAUGGAACAACAGACUCGGUAGAAGACGACGAACCUUCUACUUUGAUGGAUCAUGAUAACAUGAGCACUGUAAGUAUGACAAAGUUGAAGAAAGUUCUAUCUCAAGUUUCAAUGCGACCUGAACAACGCACAGCAGUCCAUCACAAUAUAUUGAAUCUGGGUUCUGAUUUAGAGAGAAUUAAUAAGGUCGAUUUUCAUCAAGUGUUCAGCAAUAUUGAUUCUCUUGUAACUUCUGAAGUUUUACGAGUUGCAUCAAUGGAAAUGUCAGAUAGAACAUGUCGGAAAAGAGUUCAAGUUCUUGUUCUACAUCCUGCAUUCAAUAUUAUUGGCAACAUAAUGGUCUUGUUAAAUGCAAUUCUGGUCACUGUCGAAAUUGCAAUUCAUUAUGAAAUAGCCUUUCGAGAAGUUUUCAGUCGACUCAAUGUAGUAAAUUAUAUUUUUGCAGCAUUUUAUUUAGUUGAACAAAGUUUGAAAGUAAUUGCUCUUGGAAAAAGAUAUUUUUUAACUUUAAGUGAUGUUUAUGAUGGAAUGAUCACAUUGGCUUUAAUCAUUGUUGAAACAAUACAACUCGCAAGAUAUGGAGGGAAGCCCGAUGCAAUAAUAGUUACUGGAAUAUCGUUAUGGGAUUUAGCAAGAAUUAUCAACAUCUUGGUUAUAUUGAGGUUACUAAGAAUCAUUCCAAACUUCAAACCAAUGGCUGUUGUUACAACAACUCUGCUUGAAAUUAUGAGAAAUCUCUCCUCAUUCGCUGGAGUUCUAGCAAUCAUUUAUUAUAUAUUUGCAAUCAUUGGAAUGAUAUUUUUUGAAGGAAAAACUGAUCCGCUGACACCACCUGCUGUUAACAAUUCGAAUUCAACAUUUCAUCAUCUUGCCCAACCUGAUCAUUUCAAAUGUGGAACGUUUGAACAGCUCCAAUAUUGGGCUAACAAUUUUAAUGACUUUGCCUCUUCAUUGGUUGUUUUAUGGGAUGUUAUGGUUGUCAAUAACUGGGGUGUCUUUUUGGAUAUGUAUACUCGUCGUGUCGGAGAAUGGUCACAAUUAUAUUUCAUUAUAUGGUGGAUUGUAUCUGUUGUUAUAUCAGUCAAUCUAUUCAUCGCUCUGAUUUUGGAUCAUUUUAUAGCGAAAUGGGACAGGGUACAUGAAGCUCAUCACCUACAACGUCUUGGGAGACGGGGCACAGUGCAAGCUCUGUUCCUUUCAAGUAUGCAUGAUCCUUCACCAUCAGAAAUAAACAAAGAACUAUUGAAGCACCCAUAUUUAAGAUGGCACGUUUCAUCACCAUCAUGAUAAAAAUAUGGCUGUUGUCACUAAACUGACUGCACUUGAUAAGAUAAAAUCUCUUGUUGCUUAUAUGUAUAGAUUAAAAGCUUUUAUCCAUUUUGUCACUGUUACUUGUAUUUUUAUCUCCAUUUUGGAUUUUAUUGAUCUAUCAUUGAAGUUUCAUCUUUUCAUCUUAGAUGAUUUUAUUUACCUUCUUCGAUAUAUAAAUCAUUUUGGUCCCGUUUGAUCUAUUAGUUAAAAUCCGGCUGUAAGCUCGAAACAGAUCAUGAUAGUAGUAAUUUCUUGAAUUACAUUGAAGAUUGUUUUUAAAAAAUUUCUGAAUAUUCGCUUAGGAAAAAUAUAAUUAUAAAUAUAUAUAAUUAUAAAUAAUUAUAUUUUCAGUGGUGUGGGAAACCACCAACCAAGUCAAACUCUUCAUCUCAAGAGGCUUUCAAUUUAAGUUAUGCUAUUUUAAUUUCAAUUUUAAUAAUCGAACCUUUGAUGUGUGUUUCACCAAGUUUUCUCCAUUACUAAACCGACUUUUUAUGAAAAAGUAUUGUCUACUUUUUAUCUUUUCUUCUGAACACUGCAUUAUUAUUUCUUGCCACUGAAGUUUUGUAACACUUUGUCAUAUUUGUCAAUGGUUUUGUUUGUAGGAAUUUAAAAUUGGUAUUCAAGUUUUUAUUAGAGUUUACUAUAUAAAAUAAUAGAUUUUAUUGGGAAUACUUGACCAGUUUUGUUUUGUAGAUCACUUUAUUUUCCUUUCUGAAUUUAGCUUGUGAUAUGCUAACAAAAGCUUCCAGCAUAUGAAGUUUGAACUAAACAGCAUAAUUUGCCAUUGUACAUUUUGUUCUACAUUGUCCAUUUUCACUUUUAUAAUCAGGUGUUGACAAAUCGCUAGUUCUACCUCUGGCCAAAUAUUGGUAUAUUCACAAAAACCACAGUCACCGAUGAUAAUUUUUCUAAAUUGAACUGAUCUCUAUAUAAUUUUUUUUUGUUUUAAUUUUAUUUGCAUAUUAAUUUAGCUUUGCCACUUGUCAUGGAAAUACUGUUAUUUCUUUCAAUUGUUCUUUUUUUGAGUGUGCCCCAAACAAUUAUCUCAUACCAUAUAUCAAUAAGGCAAGAGUUAUUCUGGUCAAUACUGUUAACAAACUAGCUGUUUUGAAUUUAACAAAAACUAUGAUUUUUGGAAAUAUCAUCAUGAUUUGCUGUUGCUGCGUAACACAAUACCAUUGACGAUUUUUCUGCAAUAAAUUUGCUUUGUAACUUCGCGGAGCAGCUUUAUAAAAAUGUGUUUCUUGACAAUGUACUUGGUCUUAUUUUUUUAGUCAAUUAUUGCAUAACCACAAAUUAAUUAAUGUAUUGGCUGGUGCAUUUACACUCCUAGUAUGUCAUUAUUCACACCCCACUUUUUAUCGGUUUCGCUAUUUAUGGCGACAAUGACUACAGGAAGAAGUAAUUUAUUUCUAUGUAAUUGUGUUCUGUGUUUGCAGGUAUAUCAACAUUUUGAGUUUUAUGAAAACUUUAUUGUAAUAUGACAAGAUUUUACAUCGUUUCAUUCAGAACAUAUAUUUGAAAAGUUAUGAAUAGAAGGUAAUAGUUCAACUUCGUUGGUUUAUCUUUUUAUAAUUUGUAUGAUUUUAUUAGUUUUUAUUGUCCUCUGAAACUGACAUUUUGUUGUAUGAUAAUUAAAGAGACUCAGAAAUGGUGA